AUGAAUCUGUUUCCUCCUGGGACGACCCGGACUGAUGCGUUGAGAACUUCAUCAGACCCCCAAGGGCCGGGCCCUUAUAAUAUUUCGAGCAGCAGCACCAACAGCACAGCUCCUAUCCCUCCUCUUCGCAGGGAUGAUACAGAGCCGAUCACAGUAUCUAAGCAAUGGCCGACUUUGUCUCGGUCGGCGGCCGCAGUGGUCAAACCCGACACUGAGAGAACACCCGGACCACACAAGGCAACCAGCGCUGUUGCAGGUCGGCCAGCUCUUUUCUGGGUCCAUACAAGUCCAAAAUCUAUUUCCAAUGGCACCAAGCCCGAGGACCUGAAACGGAGACGUGUAGCUUUCCACCCCCCGGAGACCGAUCACGAAUCUGCCCAGGUCCAGGUCCGGCCCAAGGCUGAGCUUCAUGCAGCUCAAGCAUGUAUGCGAGAGCACUCAACUGACCGCCAAGGCCAGGAAGAUGUAGUAAUUUGUUCGGUGUCGUCCCCCAUUCCCCGGAGCAUGGGGCUACAAUCGGCCAUAGAUCCGUUCAAUACCUCUCAUACUCCUCUUACCGAUCGCAUGAUGCGGCAUCUACAGCAUUUCUUAGUUGACCUUUCCCAAGACGGCGUCCCGUUCCAGAACCGCCGGCUCGACACGAUCAAAAGACAUUGGGGUGAAUUGAUCCAAAACAAUGAGGCCUGUCUUCAUGCCUGUAUCUGUGUUGCUUCCUCGGAUGUAGCCUUACGAACCAGUGAACUGCCCCUCAAGCAAUCCAGCAACAGACGAUUAAGUCCUCUGCUGCUCGACACCUUUCAUCACCGGGGAGAAACAAUCCGGCUGGUCAAUAGUGGUCUCUCGGACCCUCUCAGGGCAGCCAGUGAUGGUUUGAUUGCGUCUGUAUCCAUGCUGCUGACGAUUGAGAUUGCUACGGGUACCCCCGCCUAUCUGAAGAUGCAUCUAGCCGGGCUACGACAAAUGGUCGCACUGCGCAAAAGUUUCGUAGACGUUCCAUAUCCCGUACGAUAUCAGAUUUCAUGGACAGAUAUACGCGUCGCAUGCAUGGCCUAUACCAAACCCAUAUUUCCCCCGGUCCGCAAUACUCGCCCUCAAGGAUAUCCUAUCUUGCCACCCACUACUCAACUCGCCCUUCUCGCGUCGCCUUUACUACAACAGCCACAAUUGCCUGAUGCGUUAAUUGGGCCGCAACUCUCCGAGAUCAUCUUUGAUCUGGUGCAGCUCACCUGGUACGCCGAGGCGAUCCGGGCCGCUGAUUACCAGAACUACGACGAACAGACUGAAGAUUAUUUCAACGGGGAGGUCUUGUAUAUUGAAUACAUGCUCCUCAGCGACCGUUAUAGCCAGACCGGAACUGUUAAAGAAGAUGCAUCGAUCGAAGGAUGCAUACGGCUCGCUUGCCUCCUCUUCCACAACAGCAGCAUUUGGGCGUUCUACCCCGCCAAUGCUGGCGUCUUCCCACAGCCCAUCAUCGCCUUGCGCACAGCCCUGGAAGGAGUUCUGGCCACGGGAGCAUUUUCCGCCUAUCCGGAUCUUCUGGUGUGGAUUUUGGUCAUGGGCGCCUGUAGUUGCAAUGUUGCUCUGGCCCGCGAACGCACGUUCUUUGUCCAGACCCUCGCGCGGGUGGUGCGACUGCACGCGAUCACGUCGUGGAAGGAGCUCCGUGCCCGCCUCAUGCCGUACUUCUAUCUCGACCGAUGUUAUUUGGCUUCCUUGCAGCUUUUGUGGGAUGAGCUCUUGGCGGCACUUGUCCAAUAA
This is a messenger RNA of Aspergillus tubingensis, 1758 nucleotides long. Its product is annotated as short chain dehydrogenase family protein. Bases 1 to 1758 code for a protein of 585 amino acids. The record is from RefSeq and is a predicted model, not a curated record. The transcript has 5 exons. Lineage: Eukaryota; Fungi; Ascomycota; Eurotiomycetes; Eurotiales; Aspergillaceae.